This is a messenger RNA of Triticum turgidum subsp. durum (durum wheat), 1362 nucleotides long. NCBI's taxonomy places the organism in Eukaryota, Viridiplantae, Streptophyta, Magnoliopsida, Poales, Poaceae. The record is from the annotation of a GenBank genome assembly.
AUGCCGGUUGAGGACGACUCACACCCUUGGAAGGUACUGGGUUUCCGUGUCCAUGGUUUGGUGCGGACUAUGAUCAUGUCCUUAUCAACUAGUGAAGAGAGCCUUGUUACCGUAGCGCAUAUGGAUGGAAACAAUCAGGACUCCGAUCGUGAAAGAAAGGCUCGCAGGUUGGCUGUCCAAAAUUGGACCAUGGGGCAGGGUGACCCUCUGUUGUACACCCGCCCAGAAAGGCUGAGGUCAUUUAAUGCCACCGGGUGUAUUUUUAGCAUGGAACUAUCACUUUCAAGGUUUAAGCUCUUGCGUGUGAUUGCUAUAGAGGAAUGCACUUUCUUGGAAGGCAGCUCUUGUGAUCUUAAGCAUCUGGGGAAGUUGCAUCAGUUGAGGUACCUCGGACUAUACAACACAAAUAUUGGCAAACUACCCGAAGACAUAGGGGAUCUAAUUUCUUUGCAGACACUGGACUUGAGGGGAACCAGUGUCCGAGAACUGCCCCUGGGAGUUGCUCGGCUAAGACAACUCAGGUGCCUGCGAGCUGAUGAAGGCAUAGCAGUCGGGAUGGGGAAUCUCACAUCCCUAGAGGAACUACGGCUCGGUGAUGUAGGCAUGUCGGGAAACUUCGUUGAAGAGCUAGGCAAGCUGACGGAGCUAAGGGAGCUCCAUAUUUGGGUUGGAAGGUUGGAUGAGAAGCAGAGGAAAGCUUUGGUGCAGUCUAUGAGAAAACUGGAGAAAAUCCAAGUCCUAAGACUUAUGGCUCACUGGUCAUUCGGUGGUCAGCUCAUUUGGGGAGACUAUGAUCCACCUCGAGAACUCCAUGAGUUGCACCUAAGCAUCCUGUCCUCUCGGCUGCCGAAGUGGGUCAAUGUCUCCCAUGUUCCGAUUCUCUCACACUUGUAUGUGCAUGUGAUGGCUGUGGAGGAUCAGGAUCUGGAUACCCUUGGGGCUUUGCCAGAACUCAUUAGUCUGGAACUGGUGAUCUGGUCGAAUGUCUUCCAUAGCAUCAAGGGCGACGGUGCAUUCCCCAAGCUGAGGCGCUUUCACAUGUCGUCAACGCUCAGGUUUCUACUGGGCGCUAUGCUGCGACUGGAAUUUCUUCACUUCAAAGUUGACGUCCCAGCCUUAAAGGAUGCCAACGUUAACUUUGAUGAUGACUUUGCUGCAUCAACGUUGAAGAACCUCCCUUCACUUCAGAAAGUGGAGGUGGAAAUCAGCUCUACUGGUGAUGUCGAGGCGAUACAUGAAGCACUGAAGCGUGCAGUGGACGAACAUCCAAACAGUCCCAGCCUUCAAGACUACUGUAACCAUGCCGCUGGCUGCAGGGCCACCUCGUCAGUCUUUGAGCUUAGUUCAUGUUUGAAGGGGUAA